GACUCGGCGGGGCGCCGGCCGCGGGCGGAGACCGGGCCGGGAUCGGACCGAGCAGGAAGCGAGCCGCAGCCCUGUCGCCCGCGCCGCCUGGUCGCGGUGCCCUCCGUGUCGUCGUCGCUCUUCCCGGACGCUCGUCAGCCCCACCCCGCCCUCUGGCCUCCCCGGCGACAGGUAGCCCCGCCGCUGCACACCUGCCUUGGCUCGUGCACCGGAGACAGUGGAUAGCCCCCUUCCAAAAUGGAGGAUGGAAAGCCCGUUUGGGCACCACACCCUACGGAUGGAUUUCAGAUGGGCAAUAUUGUGGAUAUUGGUCCUGACAGCUUAACAAUCGAACCCUUGAACCAAAGGGGCAAGACAUUUUUGGCUCUGAUUAACCAAGUGUUCCCUGCAGAAGAGGACAGUAAGAAAGAUGUGGAAGAUAACUGUUCACUAAUGUACUUAAAUGAAGCCACACUCCUUCAUAAUAUCAAAGUUCGGUACAGUAAAGACAGAAUUUAUACAUAUGUCGCCAACAUUCUGAUUGCAGUGAACCCAUACUUUGACAUCCCUAAGAUAUAUUCUUCAGAAGCAAUAAAAUCCUACCAAGGGAAAUCUCUUGGAACAAUGCCUCCUCAUGUCUUUGCAAUUGCUGAUAAAGCUUUUCGAGACAUGAAGGUGCUCAAGAUGAGUCAGUCUAUCAUUGUAUCAGGAGAAUCGGGAGCUGGCAAAACAGAAAAUACAAAAUUUGUUCUUAGAUAUUUGACUGAAUCCUAUGGAACGGGUCAAGACAUUGAUGAUAGAAUUGUUGAAGCUAAUCCCCUCUUGGAGGCCUUUGGAAAUGCAAAGACUGUUCGCAACAAUAAUAGCAGUCGAUUUGGAAAAUUUGUAGAAAUACAUUUCAAUGAAAAGAGCUCUGUUGUUGGAGGAUUUGUUUCACAUUAUCUUCUAGAGAAAUCUAGGAUCUGUGUACAAGGCAAGGAGGAAAGGAAUUACCAUAUUUUUUAUAGGUUAUGUGCUGGUGCUUCUGAAGAUAUCAGGGAAAAACUUCAUUUGAGUUCCCCAGAUAGUUUUCGGUAUUUAAACAGAGGCUGUACCAGAUACUUUGCUAACAAAGAAACAGACAAGCAGAUUUUACAGAAUCGCAAGAGUCCUGAGUAUCUUAAGGCAGGUUCUUUGAAAGAUCCUCUGUUAGAUGACCAUGGAGAUUUUAUCAGAAUGUGCACAGCCAUGAAGAAGAUUGGUUUGGAUGAUGAAGAAAAGCUUGAUUUGUUUCGAGUAGUUGCUGGUGUCCUGCACCUGGGAAAUAUUGAUUUUGAGGAAGCUGGCAGCACUUCAGGUGGUUGUAAUCUAAAGAAUAAAUCUACUCAGUCAUUGGAAUAUUGUGCCGAAUUACUGGGUUUGGACCAAGAUGAUCUUCGUGUAAGUUUAACUACAAGAGUCAUGCUAACAACAGCAGGGGGCACCAAAGGAACAGUUAUAAAGGUACCCCUGAAAGUGGAGCAGGCGAACAGUGCUCGCGAUGCCUUGGCCAAGACUGUUUACAGCCAUCUGUUUGACCACGUAGUCAACAGAGUAAAUCAGUGUUUUCCCUUUGAAGCAUCAUCUUAUUUUAUUGGAGUCUUGGAUAUUGCAGGUUUUGAGUACUUUGAGCAUAACAGUUUUGAGCAAUUUUGCAUCAACUAUUGCAAUGAAAAACUUCAGCAGUUUUUUAAUGAAAGGAUUCUGAAGGAGGAACAAGAGCUCUAUCAAAAAGAAGGUUUAGGCGUUAAUGAAGUGCAUUAUGUGGAUAAUCAGGACUGUAUAGAUUUAAUUGAAGCAAAGCUGGUGGGAAUCCUGGAUAUUUUGGAUGAAGAAAAUCGCCUUCCGCAGCCCAGUGAUCAGCACUUUACAUCUGCAGUUCACCAGAAGCACAAGGACCAUUUCCGACUUACGAUUCCCAGGAAGUCCAAGCUGGCAAUUCAUAGGAACAUCAGAGAUGAUGAAGGCUUCAUUAUUAGGCAUUUCGCAGGGGCCGUGUGCUAUGAAACAACCCAGUUCGUGGAGAAGAAUAAUGACGCUUUGCACAUGUCUCUUGAAUCCUUAAUAUGUGAAUCCAGAGAUAAGUUUAUUCGGGAAUUAUUUGAAUCAUCCACAAAUAACAACAAGGAUACUAAACAAAAAGCAGGAAAGCUUAGCUUCAUCAGUGUGGGAAACAAGUUUAAGACACAGUUAAAUUUGCUUCUGGAUAAACUUCGAAGUACUGGAGCAAGCUUUAUUCGGUGCAUUAAACCUAACUUGAAGAUGACCAGCCACCACUUCGAAGGUGCUCAGAUCCUGUCUCAGCUUCAGUGUUCAGGAAUGGUGUCGGUUUUGGACCUGAUGCAAGGUGGUUUCCCAUCACGAGCUUCAUUUCAUGAACUCUACAACAUGUAUAAAAAGUACAUGCCAGACAAACUUGCACGGCUGGAUCCCAGGCUAUUUUGUAAGGCUCUUUUUAAAGCCUUGGGCCUAAAUGAAGUUGACUACAAGUUUGGAUUAACAAAAGUAUUUUUUAGACCUGGCAAGUUUGCAGAAUUUGAUCAGAUUAUGAAGUCUGACCCUGACCACUUGGCAGAGUUGGUUAAAAGAGUCAAUCACUGGCUUAUCUGCAGUCGCUGGAAGAAGGUUCAGUGGUGUUCGCUGUCAGUCAUCAAAUUGAAAAACAAAAUUAAAUAUCGAGCCGAGGCCUGUAUAAAAAUGCAGAAAACUGUUCGAAUGUGGCUUUGCAAGAGGAGACACAAACCUCGCAUUGAUGGUCUGGUUAAGGUGGGCACACUGAAGAAACGACUUGAUAAAUUUAAUGAAGUAGUAAGUGCAUUAAAAGAUGGAAAACCAGAGAUGAACAAACAGAUCAAGAAUCUUGAAAUUUCUAUUGAUGCUUUAAUGGCCAAAAUUAAGUCUACUAUGAUGACACGGGAACAGAUACAGAAAGAAUACGAUGCCCUAGUAAGAAGCUCAGAGGACCUUCUCAGUGCGUUACAGAAAAAAAAACAGCAGGAAGAAGAAGCAGAACGACUGAGGCGCAUUCAGGAAGAAAUGGAAAAAGAAAGAAAAAGACGCGAGGAAGAUGAACAGCGUCGAAGAAAGGAAGAGGAGGAAAGGAGAAUGAAACUUGAGAUGGAGUUGAAGAGAAAACAAGAAGAGGAGGAGAGAAAGAAAAGGGAGGAUGAUGAAAGACGUAUUCAAGCUGAAGUGGAGGAGCAGCUGGCCAGACAGCGGGAGGAGGAAUCCCAGCAGCAGGCAGUUCUGGAGCAGGAGCGCCGGGACCGGGAGCUGGCCUUGCGGAUAGCCCAGAGUGAAGCCGAGCUCAUCAGCGAUGAGGCCCAGGCAGACCUGGCUCUCAGGAGAAAUGAUGGCGCAAGAUCCAAAAUGACACCGGAACAAAUGGCCAAAGAAAUGUCAGAAAUUUUGAGUAGAGGUCCUGCUGUCCAAGCCACCAAGGCUGCUGCUGGUACCAAGAAACAUGAUCUCAGCAAAUGGAAAUAUGCAGAACUACGUGACACCAUCAAUACUUCUUGUGAUAUUGAGCUCUUGGCAGCUUGCAGAGAAGAAUUCCAUAGGAGACUAAAAGUGUAUCAUGCUUGGAAAUCCAAGAACAAGAAGAGAAACACUGAAACAGAGCAGCGUGCUCCAAAGUCUGUUACUGAUUAUGAUUUUGCACCAUUUUUGAACAAUUCACCUCAGCAGAACCCAGCAGCUCAGCUUCCUGCCAGGCAGCAGGAGAUUGAAAUGAACCGGCAGCAGCGCUUCUUUCGGAUCCCAUUCAUCCGCCCUGCUGAUCAGUACAAAGACCCCCAGAGCAAGAAGAAAGGCUGGUGGUAUGCCCAUUUUGAUGGACCAUGGAUUGCCAGACAAAUGGAACUCCAUCCUGACAAGCCACCCAUCCUUCUUGUGGCUGGUAAGGAUGACAUGGAGAUGUGUGAGCUGAAUCUGGAAGAGACCGGCCUGACCCGAAAGCGUGGCGCUGAGAUCUUGCCAAGGCAGUUUGAAGAAAUCUGGGAGCGCUGCGGAGGCAUCCAGUACCUUCAGAACGCGAUUGAGAGCAGGCAGGCGCGGCCCACGUACGCCACCGCCAUGCUGCAGAACCUGCUGAAGUAGAGGCCGCUCAGCUGGUGGUGGGGGCGCGCGCGAGACAUGUAACCCUUUCACGAUCAUAUUAGAAUUACUGACACAAAGUGAACAGAUUUCUUUAAUCAUGGCCUCUGGUUAAUUUGUCUUAGGUUAAUUAAGAUUAUGGUAGUGAAUUUUGAACUUAAAAAAUGACUUCCCUGUAAGCAGCUAUAAGUCUUGCACAUCUCGUUGUUCUGAUGCUUGUUACACUUGGACAGAUCCUGACACUUCUCAUCUUUUGCCAACAGCUUCCUGUAAGUCCAUCCUUACUGUUCUCUAGGAAAAAAAUAAUUUAAAAAAAUCAAGAUAUUUAAUACUUAGCGUGGCUCAGUAUCAUAUAACUGGAGUAAGGAAAACUUAGCCUAAAUUUCUGACAAUUAAGACCCUUAGAAUGAUCAAGGCACUGACGAUUUUGGUCUUCAGAGCUAUGUACUUUAAUAAACUCUUCAGAAAUUGAAAUUUUUGAUUUUCUUCCCCCUUCUCUUUUGCAUUGUAUCUUACUUUUGUGAAGUUGUUCUCCUUAAGUUCGAAAAUUAUAGACAAAGCCUUAAUGCACAUGCGUUCUGAGACACCAUGGGUAUCCCACACUGUGAGCUGCUUUCAAUGUUCUAGGUACAAAUCCAGGAAAUUUAGAUUCUUUACAUGGCUAAAACUUUUAACAUGCAUUUUGUUUGAUUUAGAAAAGGAAAUAGGUUUUAGGUGGUGCUGUGGUAUAACUGGAGUGACAGAAUUAAAAUAGCCUUUUAUCAGAAUUUCUGUAUCAGACUCUUGUCCAGGAUGUUUCAUACAGUUUAAACUGGUGUUCUGCUUCAAACAUCUUGUUUUUUGAUUCCUAGUCUUUUUUGGCUUUUCAGAUUUUGCUAACUGUUGAGCUGUUUUAUAAGCCUUGUAAUUCAAAAGCUCUUGUAAUUGCUUGUUUCAUGUAACUGAUAAUUUUAAAAAGUUUUCUUUGUGUGCUGUUAUUUUUGAUCAAAUGUCAGCAGUUUCAAACCUAAUAUUUAUGAUUUUCAUGUUAGGAAGUUAGAAACAAAGUUACAUCAAGAAGUUAUGUUGACAUGAUCCCUAAGGAGACUUGUUUUCUUAUAGAAUAAAAUUAGUAAAAUGAUUCUCAGCACCUUUCUUUCUGAUUUUUAAAGAUUCCAACCUUUGAAAUGAAACUUCAGAAAUUUUCUUUUCCUAGAAAGAAUACCUCAGUUAGGAAAGUAUUCCCAGCUGAUCAAAUUACUGUCUGUGAAACACAGACGCUGUUUUUAGAAUUGCUUCUCUGGUCCUAUGUGUCUUAGUACAGAGAUAUUUAUUUAUUAUGAUGCAAAUGAUUAUUUGUGUUAAGGAAAUCCAGUGGUCCUGUUUGUGAUGUUCCUUGAGAAUGUGAAUGCGAUCACUCCCCGGAGGCUGUACUGCUGCGUGGAAUGCUCUGCUGGGCAUUCGGUCCUUGUGAUUUGUGACAGAAGGCACAGUUACUGAAAUAAAUGGCCUGUUCUCUCUCUUUGA
Messenger RNA from Ochotona princeps (American pika), 5598 nucleotides. It is a transcript of the gene MYO6, whose product is annotated as myosin VI. NCBI's taxonomy places the organism in Eukaryota, Metazoa, Chordata, Mammalia, Lagomorpha, Ochotonidae. Bases 238 to 4095 code for a protein of 1285 amino acids. The transcript has 35 exons. Gene Ontology annotation, cellular component: actin cytoskeleton; endocytic vesicle; cytoplasm. Gene Ontology annotation, molecular function: microfilament motor activity; ATP binding; actin filament binding. Gene Ontology annotation, biological process: endocytosis; inner ear morphogenesis; actin filament organization. The record is from RefSeq and is a predicted model, not a curated record.